AUGUCUCGAGGCACUGUGUGUUGCGCGACGAGCCAAGUUUUGAUCCUUUUGCUAUUCAUCAAACUCAAGGCUAUCUGGGUGAUCAAGAGAUUGUUACAGGAGCAUGUUCCUGGGCUAGACCCCGAUAUCUGGGCAAUCGCUCAGUAUUUUGAGAGAAGCAACGAAUUCAUUUAUCUUCUGGUCAGAGAGCAAAGAGAGAGUGACCUGGAUUUGAUGUUCUUUACUAUGUUGGUCGGCCUCAUUGCGGAUGAUAUUUUACCACCGGCCGCAGUCCAACGCCCGAUACUGGGACUUCUUUUAUCUGACCAGGAAGCCGAGUCGCGAAACAGACAGAAAAACCUGGAUCAGAUAAAGAAGCGGAUUGUGUCAACUAUUGUUGAUCUUAUGCGCUCACGUCCUCUGAGUGUCUUCUUGUCUAUCAUCACUGAAUUAAAUGUCAAUGAAAAACUGCACAAAGUCCUGAGCACUCGAUCCGCCGAAGCAAGCUAUGAGAAUGGGUGUCUUGAUGAAACCAACUUUGACGAUGAGCGGUAUGGAAUGAAUUAUGAAGGCCGAUUUUAA
Messenger RNA from Penicillium argentinense, 561 nucleotides. RefSeq lists its product as uncharacterized. The record is from RefSeq and is a predicted model, not a curated record. The coding region runs from base 1 to 561 and encodes 186 amino acids. Lineage: Eukaryota; Fungi; Ascomycota; Eurotiomycetes; Eurotiales; Aspergillaceae. The transcript is spliced from 4 exons.